Messenger RNA from Prunus armeniaca (apricot), 1248 nucleotides. Lineage: Eukaryota; Viridiplantae; Streptophyta; Magnoliopsida; Rosales; Rosaceae. The record is from the annotation of a GenBank genome assembly.
AUGAACUGGACGCACAAGCCUAUGUUUUUUGAGUUCCCAUAUUGGUCGAAACUCAAAUUGAGGCACAAUCUAGAUGUGAUGCAUGUUGAGAAAAAUGUAUUGGACACAUUGGUGGGCACGAUUCUAGAUAUCGAGGGCAAGACAAAGGAUACGAUCAAAGCUCGUCUUGAUUUGGAAAGAAUUGGCAUACGAAGGGGUUUAUGGAUGAAUAGGGACAGUGAUAAAGCUAGAAGGGAUCUUGCAUUCUUUUCUAUGAAACCGAACGACAAGAAAGAGUUUCUAAAGUUUGUAUCAUCUGUAAAGUUUCCCGAUGGGUAUGCUUCUAAUAUCGCACGUUGCGUGAAUGUUGACGGGGGUAAAUUUACUGGACUUAAGAGCCAUGACUACCAUGUGUUCAUGCAAUGCCUACUUCCGGUAGGUAUUCGACACCUAUUGCUGAAAGAUGUAGUCAAGCCAAUCAUGUUGUUGUCCAAAUUUUUUUCCCAACUCACGGCGACAACAUUGCGAAAGACAUACAUUAAUCAGUUGCAGCAUGACAUUGUCCAAGUCCUAUACAAGUUUGAGAUGAUAUUCCCUCCAGCUUUCUUUACAAGUAUGAUCCACGUGAUGGUUCACUUGCCAGAAGAGGCAUUGCUUGCUGGUCCUGUCAACUAUCACUGGAUGUAUCCAAUAGAAAAGCUUCUCAGAGAGCUGAAAAAAAGUGUACACAACAAGGCGAGGCCCGAAGGAUCAAUUAUAGAGGCUUGGGUUCAAUAUGAGUUGCUUACUUUCUGCGGAAUCGCACGACCCUUUGGAGAUUUUGGACGAGGAGAGUCGUUUUCUAGAAAUGACAUGGAGGUAGCGCAUUGGUUUGUACUGAACAAUUGUGAUGAGAUAAUGGCAUACUUAGAUGAGCAUGAAGAGAUGAUGAAGCGAGAACAUCCAUCACAUUUGGUUGCCCAGAAACACCGUGAAUUGUUUCCACAAUGGUUUUUGGAUUCUUUGAAAUCAUCGAAUUCCCCCACUUACAGUGAUGAGUUAUAUAACUUGGCGUUCGGCCCGAUUCGCGAUGAAUUGUUCUCGAGUUGUAAUGUUAAUGGCGUCAAAUUUUUGGGGGCUGCACGAGAUGACAAGCUGUGUUCGCAAAACAGUGGUGUCCAUGUCCCUGGUGGAGGUGAAAGUACGGACAUUGAUUUCUAUGGCAAACUCACAACUGUCGUGCAAUUGCUUUACAAAUAUCGAUACCAAGUGAUCAUGUUUAAGUGUUGA